AUGCGUUGUCUCGCUGCCGUGCUCCUUCUUGUGGCGUCUGUGUCCGCGCAGAAAUACGCUCAACCUGAAGUUUACGGACCCCCCACACCCUACACGUACGGAUACUCUACUCAAGAUGUGGAAGGAUCUUCUUCCGCGGAGGAAAGCUCUGACGGCACUGGACGCGUCACCGGAAAAUACACGAUCUCGCUCGCCGACGGUCGACAGAGAACCGUGAGCUAUUACGCGGACGAGACCGGCUUCCACGCUGACGUCGUCACCAACGAACUCGGAACCGAAUCCAAGAACCCUGCCGAUGUUACGAUUCAAUCGUCCGCUCCCACAGGACCCGAGGCCGCCUUUGCUUUCGAAUCUCAACGAUUGAAAGCUCGUUCCACUUUCGCUGCUCCCGUAUAUCUUCCUGCCCCGGCCGCUCAAGGUUUCGCCGCCCUCCGUCCCGUACGAGGCGCUUUCUACAAGAGGAGAGCCUAAGCACGUUGUUAGC
Galendromus occidentalis (western predatory mite) is the source of this 484-nucleotide messenger RNA. RefSeq names its product cuticle protein 10.9. The transcript is spliced from 2 exons. The coding region runs from base 1 to 471 and encodes 156 amino acids. Gene Ontology annotation, cellular component: extracellular matrix. The record is from RefSeq and is a predicted model, not a curated record. Lineage: Eukaryota; Metazoa; Arthropoda; Arachnida; Mesostigmata; Phytoseiidae.